Messenger RNA from Closterium sp. Naga37s-1, 2004 nucleotides. Lineage: Eukaryota; Viridiplantae; Streptophyta; Zygnematophyceae; Desmidiales; Closteriaceae. The record is from the annotation of a GenBank genome assembly.
AUGUCUCUCUGCGUCUCUCUCGCUCCAUCCGCGACACCGCUGUCUCGCAUCUCUCGCUUGCCACUUCGCCAAUCUUCGCCACUAUGGCGUCAACAGCUUGACUGCGGGCGGGGCGCAACUCUUCCGCCAUCCGCAUGGUCCCGCCAGUCGCCGCACGGGUCGCCGCUGCAGGGGCUUCGGGGGCAUGGCAGGGGGGAAGGGGAAGGGGGCGGGGCGCGGACUUGGGGGAGGAGGAGCGUGGGGGGUAAGAGGGGGGGAGUGGCGCGGGCGAGCAGUGGUGGAGGGGAAGAGAAGCGCAAAGAUGGGCUGGCGGAAGAGGGGGAGCGAAUGAGCACCACCCAGCGCAUAAUGGCGGCGCUGCCAGCGGGGGAGCAGGCGGGGGGGGCGGGGGGGCAGGUGACAUACGCGGACCUGCAGAGGGCGGACGCCGCGUGGCUCGCCCUGCGCUCCGCCCCGCCUGGCCCUCCCACUGCUGCCGCCCCGCAAGUCGUCGUGCGCAAGCCUGGGAAAAGCAGCAGCAGCGGCAGUGAGGGAGGAGGGGCGGCGGGGGCGGCGUCGGAGGUGGAGGUGGUGGUGUGCGGGGGCACGCUGGGCGUGUUCGUGGCGGUGAGCCUGGCGCUGCGAGGGCAGCGCGUGGCCAUCGUGGAGCGCGGCACUCUGCGCGGGCGCGCCCAGGAGUGGAACGUGUCACGGAGGGAGGUGCAGGAGCUGGUGGCGAUGGGCGUGCUCACAGCGGGCGAGGUGGAGGACGCCAUCGCUGUCACCUUCAACCCCUGUCGGUGUGGCUUUGCGGGCGGCGAGGACAUGUGGGUGAGGGACAUCCUCAACCUCGGCAUCUCCCCAGCGAGGCUGAUAGAGGCGGCGAAGCAGCGAUUCCUCGCCCUGGGGGGCGUGCUGCUGGAGGGAGUGGCGCUCGCCUCCGUGCAUGUCCAUGAUGACGCUGCUGUGCUCCACUUUGCAGACCCAGCCGUGCCGCCCCUGAAAGCGCGGCUGGUGGUGGACGCCAUGGGGCACGCCUCGCCCAUCGUGCGCCAGGCACGGUGGGGGCAAAAGCCGGAUGGAGUGUGCCUAGUGGUGGGCACGUGUGCGCGUGGCUUCCCCCCCGAGGCCAACACCACGGGGGACAUCAUCUUCACCACCUCGCCCACCAUCUCCCUCGGCAAAUCGCCGCUGCAGCUCUUCUGGGAGGCGUUCCCAUCGGGGUCGGGUCCCAGUGACCGCACAGCGUACAUGUUCUCCUACAUGGACGCGCAGCCUGAGCGCCCGUCCCUGGAGGCCAUGCUGGAGCUGUACUGGCAGCUCAUGCCGCCCUACCAGGGCAUUGACUCCAUUGACUCAGUGGAGGUGCAGCGAGUGCUCUUCGGCUUCUUCCCCACCUUCCGUGACAGCCCUCUCCGCCCCGCCUUUGACCGCGUCAUCCAGGUGGGCGACGCCAGUGGCAUCCAGUCGCCACUCUCCUUCGGUGGCUUGGGCGCCAUCACUCGCCACCUCGGCCGCAUCACUGACGGUCUGGUGGACGCCUUGAGUGCGGACCUGCUCACCCGAGAUGCGCUUGCUAGCAUCAACCCAUACCAGCCGAACCUGAGUGGCGCGUGGCUGCUGCAGCGCGCCAUGUCAGCGCGCGUGGGGUCAACCCCUCCGCCUGACUUCAUCAACACCCUGCUCGCCACCAACUUUGCCUGCAUGCAGAAGCUAGGCGACCCCGUCGUACGGCCGUUCCUGCAGGACGUGACGCAGUUCGCCCCCCUGGCGCUCACGAUGGGCUCCAUGGUCGUCACGCGCCCCUCGCUGCUGCCCACCAUCUUCCUGCAGGUGGGCCCCGUGCCCCUACUGGACUGGCUGCAGCACUUCAUCGCUCUCGCUGCAUUCUCUACUCUGCACCACCUCGCCUCCGCCCUCUCUCUCAGCGAGGCCGUGGCCUCGCUGCCGCCCCGCCAGCGCUUCUUCUGGCGCCGCCGCCUCGAGGCCUGGCAGUUUGGGUCGGGGCUCGACUACCACCUCUAG